Budorcas taxicolor (takin) is the source of this 1458-nucleotide messenger RNA. RefSeq names its product family with sequence similarity 32 member A (gene FAM32A). Gene Ontology annotation, cellular component: nucleolus. The record is from RefSeq and is a predicted model, not a curated record. Bases 61 to 399 code for a protein of 112 amino acids. The transcript is spliced from 4 exons. Lineage: Eukaryota; Metazoa; Chordata; Mammalia; Artiodactyla; Bovidae.
GGGGGAGGGGCUAUCAAGCCGGAAGUGUGGCGUUUCACGACCCGAACUUUACAGGAGGCCAUGGAGGCUUACGAGCAGGUCCAAAAGGGGCCCCUGAAGCUGAAAGGCGUCGCAGAGCUCGGAGUGACUAAGCGGAAGAAGAAAAAGAAAGACAAAGACAAGGCGAAACUCCUGGAAGCGAUGGGAACGAGCAAAAAGAACGAGGAGGAGAAGCGGCGCGGACUGGACAAGCGGACACCGGCCCAAGCGGCAUUCGAGAAGAUGCAGGAGAAGCGGCAAAUGGAAAGGAUCCUGAAGAAAGCAUCCAAAACUCACAAGCAGAGAGUAGAGGACUUCAACAGACACCUGGACACGCUCACGGAGCACUAUGACAUUCCCAAAGUCAGCUGGACCAAGUAGCAGGCCCACCCUGGGUACCAAGUGGCAUCGAGGAGGAGCAGAAGGCAACGUCGGCUAUGUUUGGGGCCUUUGGUAUUUUCUAGAAACGUUCUUGUGCACACAUCCUUGCGUCUUCUGCUGAGACACUGCUUUUCAAAGCUGUGUGUCCUCAUUCUGGAACUUGAUUAAAGUAAGACUGUCCUUUUCCUCAGUUUUGAUUUCUCAGUAGCACAUAGACGAGAGACCUCUUUAGUUUGAAAAGUUUAUCCAGAGAUGAAGGUUAUUUCUGGGUAAGUGCCGUGGAAAAGUGUUCUUAACCCCAAAUUGCCUCUGACUCUUCGACAGCCAGCCAGCUGGCUUUGCAUGGAUAAAACUGACUCCAGAGAACAAAGAGCUGAUGUCGUCGCGGCCCUGAGCAUGUACAUCCCUGUAGAGCCCUGCACGGCCUGCCCUUCUAAGUUCCUUCUAGCUUGGGUCUUGUGCUCUCCUAGGGCCUGGAGAAGCCACUUGGAGCUCUAUAGCCUUCAGACUGCUUCCUCAGCCACCUGGCCAGUGAGGCAAGACAGCCUGGGAAACAGAACCAGCACCUAAGGCACCGAUGGAGCAUAUACCUUGUCCCUUUCUGAUCCUGUGGCCAGCGUGUAGCUUCUUCUCCCAGCAUCCCCAUUCCAGACAUGGGUCUAGUGGGUGUCACCAUGGCAGACAUUGCCAGUCAACACAACUUUCUUUGUAGGGGAACCCAGUCAGACACAGCCUGCCAUCUUACCCUCAACCCUGGGCUCCAAGCAGCCCCCUGUAUUUAUUCAGAGUUGGUACAUUACACGUUUGGCAUUCACCAAGGCAGAGCCCCAGCACAGACGUGCACACAAUUGAAAGGAGGGACUCAGGUCCCCAUGCUGGAGAGCCAGGAUCUUUGAGGGUCUCUGUGUCCGCACCAGAUGAGGAUCAAGUUGCAUUUGCAAUUGGGAGAAAGUGUGUUGACAGAGAUGCUGAAAGGAUAAGAAAGGGAAGAAAAACCAAGUAUUGGGUUUGGGGACUGCCACAUGUGGAAUGCAGAAUAAAACAAGCUAUUAAAUAUAA